Molecule: messenger RNA, 1668 nt
Organism: Melanaphis sacchari
Lineage: Eukaryota; Metazoa; Arthropoda; Insecta; Hemiptera; Aphididae
Product: mitochondrial-processing peptidase subunit alpha
Exons: 12
Coding region: 1-1605 (534 amino acids)
Cellular component (GO): mitochondrion
Molecular function (GO): metal ion binding
Source: RefSeq, a predicted model, not a curated record
AUGGCCACUGCGUAUUAUAAAACGCCGGUCGUCAUGAGAUCACGACUAUCUUCAGUCUCGUGCUUGAAGUAUUUCAGUAGAAAAAAAUCAUUAAAAGAACUGAAUACGUCAUGUAAAUUUUCAACAAAAAUUGAUAGUAUAUGUUCUUUUAAUCAACCUCCACUCACAGAAACAUUACCAAACUUGCCAAAUGUUAUAUAUAGCAAACAUAAACUUGAUAAUGUGAAAACAAAUAUUACACAAUUACCUUGUGGGUUAAGAGUUGCAUCUGAAGUUGCGUAUGGAGAAUUUUGUACUGUUGGAGUGGCGAUAAAUUCUGGUUGUCGAUAUGAAGUAGCAUAUCCAAGUGGUGUUAAUCAUUUCCUUGAAAAAUUGGCUUUUAAUACAACUUCUAAUUUUCCUGGAAAUAAUCAAAUUUUGGAUGAAAUCGAAAAAUAUAAUGGUUUGUGUGAUGCACAAUGUUCUCGAGAUGUAGUGUUAUAUGCAGCAAGUGCUAAUAGAAAAUAUGUGGAUAAUAUUAUAAAAGUUCUAGCUGAUGUAGUUUUACGACCCAGAAUUACAGAAGACGAGGUAAUGGCUGCAAGCAAAGCAAUCUUAUUUGAACAUGAUACAUUAAUGAUAAGACCUGAACAAGAUCAAUUACUUGAAAAUUUAGUGCAUAUGGCUGCUUUUCAAAAAAAUACAUUGGGCUUAUCAAAACUUUGCCCAAUUGAAAAUGUUUCACAAAUUAAUCGCCAGGUUCUACUUACUUAUCUGAAAAACCAUUAUGUUCCUGAACGAAUUGUUGUUGGAGGAGUUGGAGUGGAUCAUCAACAACUUGUUGAUAGUGUUCAAAAGUACUUUGUUGAUGAAAAACCAAUUUGGAACAAUGAAAAACUUGAUACAAUUAGUAUUGAUACUUCAAUACCACAAUACACUGGUGGAAUAAUCAAAGAAGAUUGUGAUAUUCCAGCAUUUCCUGGACCAUCUGGAUUAGCUGUCUUAUCACACGUAAUGAUUGGUCUAGAAUCUAUACCUUUAGUGAGUAAAAAUGAUUUCGUUCCAUCAUGUGUAUUAAAUCUGAUGAUGGGAGGUGGUGGAUCCUUUAGUGCAGGUGGACCGGGUAAAGGAAUGUACACAAGAUUAUAUAGAAAUGUAUUGAACCGGUAUGGUUGGUUGUAUAGUGCUACUGCUUAUAACCAUGCAUAUACUGAUAGUGGAUUAUUCUGUAUUCAUGCUAGUGCUGAACCACAAUAUGUUCGUGAUAUGGUUAAAGUCAUUGUGUUUGAAAUGGCUAAUAUGGCUAAUAAUAUUCAAAGAGAAGAACUUGCUAGAGCAAAGAAACAGUUACAGUCACUAUUACUGAUGAAUUUAGAAGCACGUCCUAUUGUGUUUGAAGACAUGGUUAGGCAAAUUUUAUCAUGUGGCUAUAGAAAAAGACCAGAAGAACUUCUUCAAGAAAUUGAAAGUGUAACAGAAGAAGAUAUAGUAAGAGUUGUCAAGAAAAUUCUGGAUACACCCCUAACGGUUGUUGCUCGUGGAAAUAUUUCAAAAUUACCAUUAAUUGAAGAAAUGCAAGAGUUAAUUAAUACGAAACCAAAAGGAAAGAUAUUUGGUCGGUUUUAAUUUGUUUUAGUUUAUUCCAUUUUGCAUUUUUGUUAACUUUAAAAUAAAUUUGUUCAAACAAAA